Molecule: messenger RNA, 720 nt
Organism: Adineta steineri
Lineage: Eukaryota; Metazoa; Rotifera; Eurotatoria; Adinetida; Adinetidae
Source: the annotation of a GenBank genome assembly
AUGUUAAUAUCUGUAAUACUCAUACCUGUAUUUCUUAUUCGAGCACGUAAUGUAAUAAAUAUACGUUUAGCAGCACAAGUUCUCAAUCCUAUAUUGAAUUUAUUUGGUAUUAAAUAUCGUAUUGAAAAUGCCAAAGUCUUAGAUAAAGAAGAAUCUUGUGUUAUUGUUGCUAAUCAUCAAUCAUCAAUUGAUUUCAUUGGCAUGAUGAGACUUUGGCCAGAACAUAUACGAUAUUGUACAAUUUUAGCAAAAAAAGAAUUAAUUUGGGCAUUACCAUUUGGUUUUGCAGCAUGGUUAACUGGUUUAGAAUUUGUUGAUAGAAAAAAUCGUGAACGUUCAAGUGAAACCAUGCGUCAAGUAACAAAAAAAGUUCAAGAUAAAUCAUUAAGAUUAUGGGUUUUCCCUGAAGGAACACGAAAUAUGGCUGAUACAUUUCUUCCAUUUAAAUUCGGAGCUUUUCGUCUUGCAAUUGAAGCACAAGUUCCUAUUGUACCAGUCGUUUUCUCAUCAUAUAAACCAAUUUAUAAUGUUGAUAAAACAAGUAAAAAUUAUUAUUGGCGUGAAGGUUGUGUUACAAUAAAAUGUCUCGAACCAAUUAAUACAAAAGGUAUGACAGUUGAAAAAGAUCUACAACAAUUAACUGAAAUGACUCGACAACGAAUGAUUGAAGCAUAUCAAACGAUUCAUACAACUACUAGUCAAAACAAAAAGAAUAAUUAA